Messenger RNA from Rhinocladiella mackenziei CBS 650.93, 915 nucleotides. RefSeq lists its product as uncharacterized. The transcript is spliced from 4 exons. Bases 1 to 915 code for a protein of 304 amino acids. Gene Ontology annotation, biological process: transmembrane transport. Lineage: Eukaryota; Fungi; Ascomycota; Eurotiomycetes; Chaetothyriales; Herpotrichiellaceae. The record is from RefSeq and is a predicted model, not a curated record.
AUGUCAGAGAAACCAUUGGGCUUCGGCUACCAAAUUGGUGCGGGGGCUAUUGCUGGUGUGUCUGAGAUUCUCAUAAUGUAUCCUUUGGACGUCAUCAAGACGAGAGUGCAACUUCAAGGCAAUGUCGCCGUCCCUGGCCAAGAUCACUACACUGGGAUGAUCGAUUGUUUCCGAAAGAUCGUCAAGAAUGAAGGUCCUUCUCGCUUAUACCGUGGUAUCGGAGCUCCAAUCAUGAUGGAGGCGCCCAAACGAGCUACCAAAUUCGCUGCCAAUGAUUCCUGGGGGUUAUUCUACCGCAAUCUUUUUGGUGUGGAGAAAGCCACCCAACCUCUCGCCAUCCUGACUGGAGCGACUGCCGGUGCAACUGAAGCCUUCGUCGUAGUUCCGUUUGAAUUGGUCAAGAUCAGAUUACAAGAUCGUGCUUCGGCAGGCAAAUACAAGGGCAUCGUCGACUGUGUGAUCAAGACGGUAAAGUCAGAAGGACCUCUCGCGUUGUACAACGGUCUGGAGUCGACAUUAUGGAGACACAUUCUAUGGAAUGCCGGUUACUUUGGAUGUAUUUUCCAAGUCAAGGCACUGAUGCCCAAGGUGGACAAGUCAGACAAAGGCAAGGCUAUGCUGACGGAUUUCAUUUCGGGUACUAUUGGCGGAACAGUUGGCACUAUUUUGAACACACCCAUGGAUGUUGUCAAGUCUAGAAUUCAGAAUUCACCCAAGAUCGCAGGUCAGUCUCCAAAGUAUAAUUGGGCUUGGCCUGGAUUGGGAACCAUUUUGAAGGAGGAAGGGUUUGGCGCCUUGUAUAAAGGUUUCUUACCCAAGGUGCUUCGGUUGGGACCGGGAGGUGGCGUCUUGCUCGUCGUCUAUACCGGCGUCAUGGAUUGGUUUAAAAAGAUGGGAGCCCAACCAAUUGGUUAG